This is a messenger RNA of Zingiber officinale, 1395 nucleotides long. Its product is annotated as magnesium protoporphyrin IX methyltransferase, chloroplastic-like. Gene Ontology annotation, biological process: chlorophyll biosynthetic process. The coding region runs from base 302 to 1261 and encodes 319 amino acids. The record is from RefSeq and is a predicted model, not a curated record. NCBI's taxonomy places the organism in Eukaryota, Viridiplantae, Streptophyta, Magnoliopsida, Zingiberales, Zingiberaceae. Gene Ontology annotation, molecular function: magnesium protoporphyrin IX methyltransferase activity. The transcript has 2 exons.
UGCCUUUAAAUUCUGUCGUUUUAUUUACUAAUUUGUUUGAAUAAUUGUGAAAAAUGAGAAAGACAACAAUUAUUUUCACAAUUUAGAUUAUUCUGAACACAAAAAGGUGCCCUUUAUGAUAAUAAAAAUUAGUGGGGCCUUUUUGAUUUUUUUUAAAAGAGAGAAUUUCAGUGGUUAAAUGAAAAUUCAUAUUUAUUUAUUUUUUUAAAAAAAUUGGAUAACACAUUUCAUUGACACCAACCUUAUCGGCAAUCUCUGUAAUCCGAUUGGGAGCUGAAGAAGGCACGCCGCCGGAGAUCGAAUGGCGUUCACGGCGGUGCUCUUCCCCGCCAUCACCACCGUCAAUCAGGCCCACCCGUGCCGCCACCGUAUCCUCUCACCCAAACGAGGCAGCAUUUCCCGCACCACGCGCACCCUCGCCCUCCCGCCCUCCGCGGACCUCCCCUCCCUCGACGCCCCCGUGGCCCUCGCCGCCGCCUCGUCCGUCGCCGCCCUCGCCGCCGCCCUCUCCUUCUCGGACCCCGAGCGCCGACGCCGCCAGCAGGCCGAGGUGGUGGGCGGCGACGAUAAAGAUGUCGUCCGCGACUACUUCAACAAGACCGGAUUCGAGCGGUGGAAGAAGAUCUACGGCGACGCCACCGAGGGCGUCAACCGCGUCCAGCUCGACAUCCGCCUCGGCCACUCCGAGACCGUCGAGAACACCCUCGCCAUGCUCCGCGACGGCGGCCCACUCGCCGGCAUCUCCGUCUGCGACGCGGGGUGCGGCACCGGCAGCCUGACCAUCCCGCUCGCCCGGGAGGGCGCGCUCGUCACCGCCAGCGACAUCUCCGCCUCGAUGGUCGCCGAGGCCGAGCGCCAGGCGCGGGACGCCCUGGUUGGCCAUUCCGGCGCCCAGAUGCCCAAAUUCGAGGUCAAGGACCUCGAAUCACUGGAGGGAAAAUUCCACACGGUGGUGUGCUUGGACGUGCUGAUCCACUACCCUCAAGAGAAGGCCGAAGCCAUGAUCGCCCACUUGGCGUCGUUGGCCGAGAGCAGGUUAGUGCUCAGCUUCGCUCCCAAGACCUUGUACUACAACCUCCUGAAACGGGUGGGCGAGUUGUUCCCCGGCCCGAGCAAGGCCACGAGGGCCUAUCUGCACGCCGAGGGCGACGUCGAGCGGGCUCUGCGCAAGGUUGGGUGGAAGGUGAACAAGAGGGGCUUCAUCACUACCCAGUUCUACUUCGCCAAGUUGUUCGAGGCAGUGCCUGUGAGCUCGGCCUGAGAUGGGCAGUAUCACCAUGAAAAUGCUCUUCUUGCAGCUGUACAUGUAGCUAAUUUAUGGUUGAAACAUCACAAAUGUGUUUAUGCUCAGUUUGUCACGCGAAAUAAUCGGAUAGAACUAAAAGUUCAAUCAAA